Messenger RNA from Colletotrichum siamense, 684 nucleotides. It is a transcript of the gene CDC34, whose product is annotated as Ubiquitin-conjugating enzyme E2-34 kDa. The record is from RefSeq and is a predicted model, not a curated record. The transcript is spliced from 2 exons. Bases 1 to 684 code for a protein of 227 amino acids. Gene Ontology annotation, biological process: protein polyubiquitination; proteasome-mediated ubiquitin-dependent protein catabolic process. Lineage: Eukaryota; Fungi; Ascomycota; Sordariomycetes; Glomerellales; Glomerellaceae. Gene Ontology annotation, molecular function: ubiquitin conjugating enzyme activity.
AUGGCGCAGAAGCGACUGAUGAGCGAGCUGCAAACACUGCAGAAGGAGAAAUGGGUGCACAUUGACGUCGACGACCGCAAUGUCUUGAUGUGGAAGAUCGGCCUCAUGGUCGUUAACCCCGACAGUGCCUUUAAUGGGGCUUAUCUCAGAGCGGAGAUGACCUUCCCACGCGACUACCCGAUCCAGCCGCCGACCUUCCGCUUCCUCACCCGCUGGAUCUGCCAUCCCAACAUCUACCCCGACGGCAAGCUGUGCAUCUCCAUUCUGCAUACUCCCGGCGAGGACGAACAGUCCGGCGAGCUCGCCUGCGAGAGGUGGACCCCUCUGCAAGGUGUUGAGUCUGUGCUGCGUUCAGUACUGCUACUGCUGGACGACCCCGAGAUUAACUCGCCUGCCAACGUCGAUGCUGGCGUCAUGUACCGUGAUAAGCGCGAGGAGUAUCAGAAAAGGGCCCGCGAGACCGUCGAAAAGUCCAAGAAGGAUAUCCCGGCAGGCGUGAAGUUCCCUACCACAGCGGACUUGGAGCCUGUUCCUCAGAAGCCGUUGGACGAUGACGCAUUCUGGAACGAGACAGACGACGAGGGCGACUUUGACCUGGGAGGCAGCGACAGUGAUAUGGAUAUGGAUGACUUCAACGACGAUGACGAGGAUGACGACGAAGACGAGAAGCCUCAAAAGCCUUGA